Molecule: messenger RNA, 3150 nt
Organism: Cordyceps fumosorosea ARSEF 2679
Lineage: Eukaryota; Fungi; Ascomycota; Sordariomycetes; Hypocreales; Cordycipitaceae
Product: DUF544 domain protein
Exons: 1
Coding region: 1-3150 (1049 amino acids)
Biological process (GO): protein K48-linked deubiquitination
Cellular component (GO): cytosol; cell periphery
Molecular function (GO): K48-linked deubiquitinase activity; cysteine-type deubiquitinase activity; cysteine-type carboxypeptidase activity
Source: RefSeq, a predicted model, not a curated record
AUGGUGUCGUUCCAGACCUCGGCGGGGGCCCCCGCCAGCCAACUGACGCAGCAUCCCCCUCCACGACCAGCGUCGAACCAACCGCCCGAGGACGACACCUUGAAUCCGUGGGUGAGCACCGAGUCAUUUAGCCAACACACCCAGAGCCACAUCGAUGGCGGCGCGCGGAACGGCCAGCCUAUCCCGGAUGCCCUCCAGCCAGGCUUCGGUCACGUCCCGAGGCCACCCAUCCCGCAGAUCCAGCAGCAGGACACCGGCGCCACCACCACUACGAUCGGUAGCAUAGAGGCCGACGCGACACUGAGCGGGAGCAAAAGCUCAACCGCGCCGUUCGAUCGCGUACCGAGUAUUCUGCGUCCCGGCGGCAAGUCGCCUAACUCGAACCCGUUUCGAAACAAAGAAGGCAGCUCCACGUCUCACACCCCGACAGACGCCAUGGUCAAGAUGCACCUCGACUCGACGACCACUAACAAUCCCUGGGGUUCCGCGCUGUAUGCGCAGCGGACAGGGACACCGGCAUCGGAGCAGGACGCCGCCUCCCGCGGCCAGCAGGACCCGUGGAGCCGGCACGACGCCGUGGAGCUGGACGCGACGUCGUACGCGCACCCACCGACGCCCUUGAGCGUGCCGACUCCCCUGAGCGUGCCGACGCCUGAGCGGUCGGUCUGGGGCGGCGCGUCGCAGCACACGACCGGGAGUCAGGGCGGCGUCGACUCGCAGAGCACUCUGGCGGCGCGGCCGGCGGACGAGUUCUCGCACAUCUUUGACGACAAGCAGGCUUGGGACGACCUGGGCUGCGCGCCGCGGGUUAAGAGGCGCGCGACAAACAAGACGGCUGCCGGCCAGGAGUCGGACCAGGACGACUGGAACAUGAUUGACUCGGAGGCGUCGUCUGUUGCUGGGGAUGCGGAGGCUGCGGGUAUCAGUGAUGCACGCAAGCCGGAGACGGAGACCAAGAGACAGCCUAUACCUGGCGUGGGAAUGUUGCCAGUAUCAGCUGCGAAUACGCUGGCUGCCCCAGAAACCAAAACGCAAGACGUUGUAGCAGAGCAGCGCCCUGCGACUCCUUAUGUUGACGCUCCGGCAACUCCUUGGGACGAGCCUAAGUCUGAAGAUAUACAGCCCAACAAUAAAGCCACGGCAGGGAUAAUGACAGGAGCAGAGACGGAAACCAAGGAAGAACCGCCAAGGAGACCGCCAAUUCCUACGAUACACGAACCGAAGAACGAACCGAAGCCGGAGGGCCCCCUUGUAGAACCUGUUGGCUACGAACCACCAGCAAAGUCCUCACCGCAGCGGCCGUCGAAGACGGAAAGUUUAUUGCUAGAACCGGAGGAGCAGCCAGCAGUGCCACCGCGACAGCCCGAGCCGGCACAAAGAUGGUCCCCCACCCGCCAACCUGUGGACGGCAAGGCGGAGACGUAUCAGAUCAAGAAUAUCCGCUGGAAGGAUCCCGACGCGGGCGAGAACCCCCGCGUGUCCCCCAUUCUGGUCCAGAACGAGAACGGGCCAUGCCCUCUCGUAGCACUGGUGAAUGCGCUGAGUCUGACAACGCCCGCUGACACCUCUGAGACCACUCUCGUUCAGGUUCUUCGGUCGCGAGAGCAGAUCAGCUUAAACCUGCUGCUGGACGCCGUUUUUGACGAGCUCAUGUCGCCGCGCCGGACCUCGUCUGAGGACGCGCUGCCCGACAUCAGCGAGCUAUACGAGUUCCUGCAGAGCCUGCACACGGGCAUGAACGUUAACCCGCGUUUCAUCCCGACGGAGCAGAUGGUCAAGGCCUACAAGAGAAGCUCGCUGACGCACCUGCAUCCGACGGAGCGCGAGGCGCUGAUGCCGGGCACGUUCGAGAAUAGCCUGGAGAUGAAGCUGUACGCAACCUUUUCGAUCCCGCUUAUCCACGGGUGGCUGCCGUCGCGCUCGGAGCCCGCGUACGACACGUUCGCGCGUCAGGCGGCGUCGUACGAGGACGCGCAGAACCUGCUCUUCCGCGAGGAGGAGCUCGAGGCCAAGCUGCUGGACCCGCAGGGCGGGCUUUCCGGGACGGAGCAGCAGCUGUACCAGGACGUCAUGACCAUCAAGAUAUUCAUGCGCGAAUCGGCGACGCAGCUGACGGCGUGGGGAAUCGAGGUCAUCGGCAAGGCGAUCCGGCCGGGCACGUUUGCGAUCCUGUUCCGCAACGACCACUUCAGCACGCUGUACUGCCACCCGGUGACGGGCCAGCUGCUGACACUGGUGACGGACGCGGGGUACAGCGGGCACAAGGAGGUGGUGUGGGAGAGCCUGGAGGACGUCAAUGGCGAGAUGUCGGCGCUGUACUCGGGCGACUUUCGACCGGCGGGCUCGCCAGACUUGGCCGGGCCGAGCAACGAUGACAGUGGCGGGCAGUGGACGAGAGUGCGGAACAACCGCCGGGGCAAGGACCGCCAAGAGGAAGACGAGCCCGAUGUUGGCCGCAUCCCGGACCAUGAGCAGGAGGACAGAGAUCUGGCGCUGGCUCUGCAGCUGCAGGAGGAAGAGGAGGAGAGGCAGCGCGAGGAUCAGGAGCGCCGCCGGCGCGAGAGCCGUCUCUCGGAGCAGUUCAUCGAGCAGCAGGGCCGCCAGCAGCCGCAGCCCGUGUCGCGCGAUUCCCGUCGACGGACCAGUGCUGGUGGCGGUGGUGGUCCGCCGCUGCCCAGCCGCACCUCCAGCAACGUCAACGUGAGCGUGUCGAGCGGCGGCGGCGGACGGCGGAGCAGUAGCAGCAGCAACACGCCGCCGCCGCAACCGCCGCGCCCCCAGGGCCAGACUGUGCGCCCGCUGGUGCCCCCUGCGACGACGACGCCGGUGACGGGCUUGCGACCGGCUGGACGGCCGGCGGUACACAGGCCGGCGGAGGAUGCGGCGGCGGCGGGUGAAGAGGCCCCGCCGUCAUACGAGGCGGCGCAGCACGAUAGGCGCUACGUGCCGGGACAAGCGGGACGAGGAAAUGGUGGCGGUCCGGCGUCGUCGGGGGGCAGCAUGAUGGCAGGCAGCGGCCAGAGACCAGGUGCUGGCCUCGCGCCGUCGUCUUCGCAGGGGUCGGGAUAUUAUUAUAGGCCGCAGAGACCAUCGCAUGGAGGGCGGACGAGCCACAGCUCUGGGAGGGAUCGCGACUGCGUGGUUAUGUAA